This is a messenger RNA of Monopterus albus (swamp eel), 3139 nucleotides long. RefSeq names its product glycine N-methyltransferase (gene gnmt). Gene Ontology annotation, biological process: one-carbon metabolic process; regulation of gluconeogenesis; S-adenosylmethionine metabolic process. The record is from RefSeq and is a predicted model, not a curated record. The transcript has 6 exons. Gene Ontology annotation, molecular function: glycine binding; identical protein binding; S-adenosyl-L-methionine binding. The coding region runs from base 249 to 1136 and encodes 295 amino acids. Lineage: Eukaryota; Metazoa; Chordata; Actinopteri; Synbranchiformes; Synbranchidae. Gene Ontology annotation, cellular component: cytosol.
UCCCCGCCUCGACCUAUCAGAAAGCAGGCCGGAGUCCACACCACUGCGACUUCGGUGCAGGUUGUGGCUUGUUUUGCCACAUAAAUAACAACAACCGAAGCCUGGGCUAACAUGUGCACAGGAUAUCUGUUAGACAGGGAGAAAGAGCCCCUUUCAAACACAUUAAAAGCGGUCUGUUAGCGGAACACCCUUUUCGUUUGUUGUGUAUAACUUAUAAAGAGAAAACUAUAGCAGGUGCAAGCAGCGUCAUGUCGGUCGACAGCGUCUUUAGGACUCGCUCUCUCGGCGUGGCUGCCGAGGGUCUGCCUGAUCAGUACGCCGACGGCAAAGCAGCGAAAGUCUGGCAACUGUACAUCGGAGACACGCAGAGUAGGACGCAGGAGUACAGAAGCUGGCUGGUGUCUCUGCUGAGAGAGGCAGGGGUGCGGAGAGUCCUGGAUGUGGCCUGUGGAACAGGUGUUGACUCCAUUAUGUUGGUGGAGGAGGGGUUUAACAUGGUGAGUGUGGAUGCCAGUGACAAAAUGCUGAAGUAUGCACUGACCGCGAGAUGGGAAAGAAGAAAAGAAACGGCCUUUGACCAGUGGGUUAUUGAAGAGGCCACCUGGCAGACGUUACCAAAUGAUAUUCAGAAACCAGGAGAUGGUUUUGAUGCCGCCAUCUGCCUCGGCAACUCAUUUGCUCACUUACCAGAUUUCAAAGGAGACCAGAGUGACCAAAAGUUGGCCCUUCAGAACAUCGCCAGUAUGGUCAGACCAGGUGGGAUCCUUAUCAUUGACCACCGGAACUACGACUAUAUUCUGGAGACUGGUCAGGUGCCACAUGGCAAAAAUAUCUACUACAAGAGUGAUCUAACUCUGGACAUCUCCACCUCAGUGCUGUGGGUCAACAGUAAGCCCCAUAUGAUUACUCUGGACUACACCUUCCACGUGCCACAGGCCAGUGUCAAGAAUCCUCCUGAAGUCAGUAAAUUCCGCCUGUCCUACUACCCUCACCGCCUUGAGAACUUCAAAGCUCUGCUGAAUGAGGCCUUCAACGGUAAAGUACAACACUGCGUCUAUGGAGAUUUCAAGGAGUACGUUCCUGGCCAGACCCAGGCCCCGUGCUACUUCAUCCAUGUCUGUAAGAAGACAGCCUAAAAGCCCUACCAACCAGCUUGCUGCACAUGCACAUAAUUGUGAAAAAAUGAUGAAGCUUUCUGUCCUCUUUAAGUCCCACAGUUUUCAAGAUAUGAGCAAAAAUACAUUUCAGUAUGUUUUAGAAAGAUUUCUUUAUGAAGAUGGAAAAGUUUUUUGGUCUUUGGUCACGUUAAAUAUAGAGACUAAUGCCAUCCGCAUGGCCUUGGCAGAUUAGGACUGUAUAAAUAAUGAGUCUGGCCACUGCCUUUUUUAAAAUGCAUUAUUAAAGUGUUUUCAUGGUCUAGACAGUUGCAUGUUAUACAGUUUGGCUUUAGAACUGCUGUGCAUUUUCAGUUUCUCAUUUUAUUGUUUCAUUUUAUUUUAAAAUGGUUUGUGCUAAAGUGUUGAAGCAGAGUCUCUGACUCCACCAAGAACAGCUGGAUGAUUUUGAUCAUGUUCUUAUAAAAUAAAUUCACUUAAAUAGGGUUUAAAAUCUAUUCAGAAUGCGUUGGAUGCAUUUGUGCUGUUCUUGUUUUGGUUUGCACCCUGCUUCUUCCCUACCAGAAUGUCGAUAUUGAUAUUCUUUAUGAUGGAAUACUUGGUGUUCCUUGCAAGUAAUGGACACAGUCUUAAAAAUUAUUUUCAGACAGUUUAAUUUUGUGAAUUUACCACAUGGGUCUUAAAAACACACAUACAGCAUCUGUGUAUUGUGAAUACGGUAGCAGUUUUUUAAGCAGCAGUGCCAUAGAUUUGCAUUGACUUGGCUGCCAUCUUCCAAAGUAAGAAGCUGAAAUCAAUAGCAGUCAUUAUACUUGUGACAAGUUGGGGCAGGUCAAAACAUGUUUUACAACUUAUUUGACUGUCUCUCUCAAAUAUUGGGUCACUUGAAUAAUUUGUUAUCUAGCUAGCAAACUAAAUUAGCUGAGCAACAAUACAAUGCAGAAUUAGUCAUUAAAAAUAGUAUUUGCUGAUAAAUCCCAUUGUUCCUUACAGAAAACAAUGGAUCUGAAUCGACUGUUUAAGACUAUUUGAAGCUACAUAAAUCAUGUUACCUGCUGCUAUUUUUGACCCCUCAGUGUUGCAGUUCUUCUAUCUUGAUGGUUCUAAAUAAUGACUACUUUAACCUGCUCAAGCAGAACAGGAAUAGCUUGACUGUUAGUCAGAAGACUUCAUCAUGAAGUGUCCUUGUUCAACUUCAGAGUUAAAUGCCCUCUCACUGAACCUCCCUGAAGCUGGGGAACAAAAUAAGAGUUUUGCCACUAAAGCCUGCUAUUGAGAAAAAGGGCUGAGGCAGUUUAUAUUUGAACUAAAUUUUGCUGCAGUUCUCCAUCUUUCUUUUAUGUUGUGGUACUUAUGUUUAUUUUAACCAACAGGCCAACAGUGAGUGCCAUCCAUUGAGUUGAAAAUAAAAACUAAAGUCCUAUUGAGGAUUCAUCAAAAAGUACUAACAACCGUAUCCGAAUAGGUGGUAACUUUAAGCUGGGCUUUAAACUGGCUAAAAAUGCAUACAUGAAAAGCUACAUGUGAUAUCAACCUAAAACGAUUCAUAAAAGUCUUUUGUUACAUAAAGUAUGAAAAACUUGAAUGUGUUUCGACUGCAGUGCACACAAUUUGUCUCAACCAAAAUAAUGUAGAGGAACAUGAACGAAGAAUUUAUUUUCCUGUAUUAUCUAGAUUCUUUUUGCUGAUACCAAAUAUUAAAGGUGCUCCACCGCAAAGAUAUCAGAUCUUAUCCCCACUCCUACUGUUUGUCUAAACGGGGCCACAUGGUGCAUUCAGAUAUUGUGCCAGUUCUGGUGGUAGAACAAUAUGUACGGUUCACUGUAGUUUGAUUUGAAAUCAGUGGUAGGUUUGGAAUGUGGCAUUAAUGACUACAUGUUUCAGUGGGUUUUGUAGUUUAUGUAAAGACUGAACUAUUUCAGAACAUUCUUACCCUGCUACUUCUUGUACAGAGAGUGUAAAAAAGAUAGUUUAUUGCUUAUAUGAUAAUUGGAAUGCUUUUACAUUAAAUAAAAAGUGCAACA